Molecule: messenger RNA, 1644 nt
Organism: Penicillium diatomitis
Lineage: Eukaryota; Fungi; Ascomycota; Eurotiomycetes; Eurotiales; Aspergillaceae
Product: putative amino acid permease
Exons: 10
Coding region: 1-1644 (547 amino acids)
Biological process (GO): transmembrane transport
Cellular component (GO): membrane
Molecular function (GO): transmembrane transporter activity
Source: RefSeq, a predicted model, not a curated record
AUGGCUCGAGAGCAGGAGAACCUCACUGCCGGUCGUGGCGAAGAGGUGAUGACCGAGGGAGAGGGUGAGCGCAGCUCCAUCGAGGCCAAGGAUGAUGCGGCGCUUUUGCAAACAAUGGGAUAUAAGCCCGUCUUGCACCGGACUUAUACUCUGUUUGAGAAUUUCGCAACCACAUUCGCGGCGCUGUACUUUGUCGGCGGUGUCCGCGUCACGUUCAGCACCGGUAUUGCCGCCGGUGGGAAUCUCGCUUACUGGACGAGUUACCUGGUGACCAUGGUCUUCACCUUCAUCACUGCUGCUGUCAUUGCGGAGGUGUGCUCUGCGUCUCCGUCGGCCGGCUCCAUCUAUCUGUGGGCGGCCGAGGCUGGCGGUCCUCGAUUCGGGCGGUUGCUGGGAUUUGUCGUGGCGUGGUGGAGCACUACAGCCUGGACGACUUUCUGUGCCAGUAACACACAGGCAGCAGUCAACUAUAUGCUCGCGGAAAUUACCGUCUUCAACCUGGACUUCCCGUCCGACCCCUCGGAUGUCAAGUUCCGUGCCGUGCAAUGGAUUUGCACCGAAGUUCUUCUGGCCUUGGCGGCUCUUCUGAACUUUUUGCCUCCCCGCUACUUUAAAUAUGUCUUCUGGAUAUCUGCGGGCUUUGUCAUGUUGGACUUUUUCAUGAACCUCAUCUGGCUCCCCAUCGGGACUGUCCAGACAUGGGGAUUCCGGACCCCCCAUGAAGCUUUCAUGACGACUUACAAUGGGACGGGUGCCCCCGACGGAUGGAACUGGUGUCUGUCUUACCUGGCCACUGCCGGUAUCCUGAUUGGAUUCGAUGCCUCGGGCCACGUGGCCGAGGAGACCAAGAAUGCCGCCGUCACUGCUGCCCGGGGUAUUUUCUGGAGUACCGUGGCGAGUGGGUUUGGGGGUCUGGCAACGAUCAUUCUGUUCCUGUUCUGUGCUCCGACUCCAGACCAGUUGUUUGCGUUUGGCUCACCACAGCCAUUUGUCCCUCUCUAUGCCGUCGUUCUCGGCCAAGGUGGGCAUGUUGUGAUGAACGUGGUCUGCAUUGUUGCCUUGUGGCUGAACACCGCCAUUGCCAUCAUCGCUGCUUCCCGGCUCGUCUUUGCUGUCGCUCGAGACGGCGUCUUGCCCUUCUCCGGCUGGGUCGCCAAGGUCAACAACGGUCAGCCUCGCAACGCCGUGAUUGUCGUCUGGGCCGUUGCUGCCCUGGUGACAUGUACCUUGCUCCCCUCGAGCGUGGCAUUCACCUCGCUUGUCUCCGCCGCGGGUGUACCUAGUGCGGCCGCCUACGGACUGAUCUGUCUGGGUCGACUGUUCUGCACGCCGAAGCGCUUCCCGAAGCCGCAGUGGAGUCUUGGACGCUGGAGCAAGCCCUUUCAAUUCAUCGGCGUCUUUUGGAAUGGAUGGGUCGUUGCGGUGUUGUUCUCUCCAUAUAUUUGGCCUGUGAAUGGGCAGAAUUUGAACUAUGCUCCGAUCAUCAUGGCCGGCGUCACCGUCUUGGCGCUCAUCUCAUACUUCGUGAUGCCCGAGAGCGCCUGGCUCCCAGCCGACCGUAUCACCCACUUUAUCGACAGCAAGGGUGUCAGCAACGUAUCCGAGACGGUAGAGGAAGUCGCUCCGUCGGCAGAGCGUUCUUGA